Mesorhabditis spiculigera is the source of this 1059-nucleotide messenger RNA. The record is from the annotation of a GenBank genome assembly. NCBI's taxonomy places the organism in Eukaryota, Metazoa, Nematoda, Chromadorea, Rhabditida, Rhabditidae.
AUGGCCCACGAUCUGAGGGGAUUUGAAUUUAAGAAUUUAACGCGGAAGCAGUGUCCAUUGACCUAUGAUGAUCCUUAUACAUGGUCUCUAAAUCUAUUCGAAGGUCUACUAGCCAUCACCGGUCUUACCCUUAACUGCCCAUUAAUUAUUCUAACUCACACGAUCUCCACAAUUCCGCUGGGCCAAAAACGACUUCUGGCUUCUCAAGUUAUAAAUUUUGUGCUCCUCUGUGCAUUCCAGCUUGCGAGAAAUGUUUAUUUGUUGAUCGCCGUCUACAACCCAUGUUUGAACAUCAUGAAUACGAUCAGCUGUAAAUUGCAAGAAUUUCCUUUGUUGUUUUGCUAUAUUCAUGGAGCAAUACUUUCGAUGCUCAUUGCGUUGCAGACGAUACCAGAAUAUGUAUACAAAUCCAAAAAGCACGGAUUUCGGUCAACAACAUGUUCCGUCUGGCAAGCUUGCAUCGCGGUAUUGGCUGCAUCAAUUGCCUUAUUUUUCACGGCAUUCGACGCGGAUGUCAACCCCCGCGAGAUGAAUAGGUGCUUCUUAUUGUUGGCCGUGCGACAGACCGAAUUUGCAUUCAUCCUGAUUACUGGUCUAAUUUUUAUUUACACAGCAACAAGGCAACUUUUUUUGCUCAAUUCGUUGAAGAAUAUUUUGGUGCCAGAAGGGGUAGGCUGGCAUUUAUGCUUCUUAAUUUCCGGUGUCGUGAUAUUAUAUCGUUAUUUGGCGUUGGAACCCUGUCUUCCAUGUAUCGACCGUAUCCUCGAAGUGUCUUUCGUUGCCCUUCCACUUGCCCUUGCUGCCAUCCAUCCAAUUCUUUUAGUUUGCAAUCUACCGUCUUUCCGCGAAGCCAUAAAUGAAGCUUUUCCGGUUGUCGGGAAUAUGUUACCUGAGUACAUGCCCGUGCCAGAACUCCCAAGAAGUCAAAGCCAUUUGCCUUGUGACCCAAAAGGCCUGAUCAAGAAAUCGGCGUUACGAAGGAGUGCCACCAACAACAACAAUCCAACCGACAAUAAUAAUGACCCUUCCGCGAUUACUGUCGACAAUUUGGAAGAAUUU